CAACUCUAUUGCAGUAGAAUGCCAGCUCUUUACCCACUCUUGCACUCCUCUCAUGCUGCACUAUCUCACAUGCAGUCAUCUCCUUCCCCAUUUUAUGUUUUCCCUCUUCUCUGUCUCUUUAUCUGAAGAAUGACCGCUUUGUUGUCCAUUUUUUAUAUUCCCCACCAUAUUUUCCCGACCCUCUCUCUUUCAUUCUUUUUGUUUCGUGAAAGAAAUGGCUGGUGUAAGUUCUAUUCCUCACUGGCUUGAAUUUCUCCUACGAGAGAAGUUCUUUUACCCGUGUGUAAUUCACGAGUUUGCAAAGAAGAACGAGAAGAACAUAUUUUGCUUGGACUGUUGCACCAGCAUAUGCCCACACUGCAUGCUCUCUCACAGCCCUCACCGUCUCUUACAGAUACGGAGGUAUGUUUAUAACAGUGUUAUAAGGUUGAGUGAUGCUCAACAAUUGAUGAACUGUUCACUUGUCCAAUCAUACACAACAAACAGUGCAAAAGUCGUAUUUUUAAACCCAAGGCCAAUAUUAUCCCACCCCAUCAGAGGCUCAGGCAAGUUUUGCAUCACAUGCGAUCGUAGGCUCCAAGACCCAUACAGCUUCUGCUCUGUUUCCUGCAAGGUUCAUCAUCAACAAGUGGUCACCAACGGUGAAAACUGUCAUGAAUUCGCGCUAAUAGCAUUGCCAGAGUACAGAGCGAGAAGUGAGUGCGUUUCAGAGAUUGAAGAACACGGCCAAAUGACCCAUGAUUCGGCCCUUGAAGAAGAAGCGCGGUCCACGAGUGCAAGUUCAAGUAGUAGCAGUGGUGGUGUCAGUGCAGCGAGUUGCAAAACAGUAGCUUGUAGGGAGCUCGUGAAGAAGAAACGCUGCAACUUGAAGUCCGUGCACCAGGAUUCCGACAGACCUAGAUGCUCGCCUUCGAAGGAGAUUUCCGUGGCUUUGAACCGGCGAAAGGGUGUGCCUCGCCGUUCACCGUUGAAUUGAAUGUUAUGGAAGAAUAGGGACAGGGAAAUUGACCUUCCAAAUCUUUAGGCAAAGCGAUAAUUGUCCUUUUCAGUUGCCGGGUCAAUUAAUUCAAUUUUACUAAUGUAUUCAUCAUCUCAAGUAUUUUGAAGUACGUAAUUUCUGUUUCAAGGGUAAUAAUACA
This is a messenger RNA of Carya illinoinensis, 1139 nucleotides long. Its product is annotated as protein RGF1 INDUCIBLE TRANSCRIPTION FACTOR 1-like. The transcript is spliced from 5 exons. The record is from RefSeq and is a predicted model, not a curated record. The coding region runs from base 215 to 976 and encodes 253 amino acids. Gene Ontology annotation, molecular function: zinc ion binding. Lineage: Eukaryota; Viridiplantae; Streptophyta; Magnoliopsida; Fagales; Juglandaceae.